Messenger RNA from Purpureocillium lilacinum, 1902 nucleotides. RefSeq lists its product as uncharacterized. Gene Ontology annotation, molecular function: phosphatidylinositol-4,5-bisphosphate phospholipase C activity. The record is from RefSeq and is a predicted model, not a curated record. NCBI's taxonomy places the organism in Eukaryota, Fungi, Ascomycota, Sordariomycetes, Hypocreales, Ophiocordycipitaceae. Gene Ontology annotation, biological process: release of sequestered calcium ion into cytosol; phosphatidylinositol-mediated signaling; lipid metabolic process.
AUGACGCACCCCGACCAGCCGCUCGACUCUCUCCGCCAGGCCGGCGGCGGCGCCAGCGAGACGGUCCGCGCCGUCAAGACGCUCGGCGAGCACACCAUCCCGUACCUGCGGCAGAUCUUCGAGUCGCACGCCGGCCCGGACAAGACGUGGACCGCCGCCCAGGUCAAGACGUUCAUCCAGCACGUCCAGCAGGGCGACGAUGCCACCCCCGCGGCGGCCCACCUGCUGGGCCAGGCCACCGUCGACUUCAACGGCUUCCUGGCGUACAUGACGUCUGCCGACAGCGCCAUCACCGCCCCGUGGCAGAAGUGCGACCUCUCGUGGCCCCUCGCGAGCUACUACAUCAGCUCCAGCCACAACACGUACCUCUCGGGCAACCAGCUCUCCAGCGAUAGCACGACGGCCGCCUACACCAACGUGCUGCUGAGAGGAUGCCGCUGCGUCGAGAUUGACGUCUGGGAUGGUGACGAGUCUGACGCGGAGAGCUCUGCCAGUAGUGACUCUGAAGAUGAAUCCAACACUAAAGUCGGCAAACCCAAGGCAACCAAGCCGAAGACCAAGAGGAGCAAGCUUAGCAUGCUCAAGGACAAGCUGCCCGACUCGCUCUCCGCCAAGCUCGAGAAGACGAGCCUAGGCAAGAAACUGGAGGCAAAGGACGGCCACAAGGUCGAAUCGGUGGAUCAGCCCGAGGUGGCCAUGAUCGAGCCGAGGGUGCUGCAUGGCUACACGCUGACCAAAGAGGUCUCCUUCCGAGACGUGUGCGUCGCGAUUCGGGAGAGCGCCUUUGCCGUCACGGAUCUGCCGCUCAUCAUCAGCCUCGAGGUUCACUGCAACGCGGAGCAGCAGGCAACCAUGGUCAAGAUCAUGAAGGAGGUGUGGCAGGGGUUCCUUGUCGCGGAGCCCGAAACGCCUGCUCACUUGCUGCCCAGCCCGGAGGAGUUGAGAGGCAAAAUCCUCAUCAAGGUCAAGCACGUCCCUGCCGAUGCUGCUGUGCCAGAGACAUCGGACAGCGGCGAGGACGACCGCGUUCCAACCGACAAGACCGGGCAGCCGAAGAAGUUGCCCAAGAUCAUCCAGGAGCUGAGCCGAUUUGGUGUCUACACACAGGCUGUGUCGUUUAAGAACUGGACACAGCCCGAGGCCACCAACCCCAUGCACAUCUUUUCGUUAUCGGAGAACAAGUUCCUCGACCACCAUGAAAAGUUCGGAAUGGACCUGUUCAAUCACAACAAACAGUAUUUGAUGCGGGCGUACCCCUCGGGCCUUCGCAUCUCGUCUUCGAACCUGAACCCUCCCGUGUUCUGGGGGUCCGGCACGCAGGUCGUGGCGCUCAACUGGCAGCAGACAGACGAAGGAAUGAUGCUCAAUGAGGGCAUGUUUGCUGGCACAGGUGGCUACGUCCUCAAGCCAGAAGGCUUCCGCCCCAACCUCGAGUCCAAGCCCUCUCAGGUUGCGACGAUUCCUCGGAAAACCCUCGCUCUCAACAUCACCUUCCUCGCAGCGCAAUCAAUCCCUCUCCCCCACGACAACACGACUGUCAAGGGGUUCAAGCCGUACAUCAAGACGGAGAUUCACGUCGACGCAUCCCACCUGUCCCCGCUCAAUGACGGCCACGGCCACGAGAGCGAGUUCAAGGAGCGCACGCGAACCCACCGCGGCUGCGACGUCGACUUUUCCGGCGAGAAGGUUUCCUUCAGCGGCAUUGGCGGCCUCAUUGAGGAGCUCACGUUUGUGCGCUUCACGGUCCGCGACGACGAGAUUGGCAGGGAUGACCUUGCCGCGUGGGCGUGCGUCCGGCUCGACCGCCUGGGUCAGGGCUAUCGAUUCAUCCACCUCAUGGAUGACAAGGGUGCCCUGACGGAUGGCGUGGUGCUCGUCAAGGUCGAGAGGAUACUGACGUAG